This is a messenger RNA of Botrytis porri, 1242 nucleotides long. RefSeq lists its product as uncharacterized. NCBI's taxonomy places the organism in Eukaryota, Fungi, Ascomycota, Leotiomycetes, Helotiales, Sclerotiniaceae. Bases 1 to 1242 code for a protein of 413 amino acids. The transcript has a single exon. The record is from RefSeq and is a predicted model, not a curated record.
AUGAAGUGGACACCAAUUUUGAUUGACUGGGAUACCAGCGAUAGAACUCAAAUGGAUUACACCCAAGACACCACCAUGCCAGUAAACACAUUAGCCAAUACAGAAGGUAUGACUACUGGAGAAGCCGACCCUAGUAUGGGCGCCGAAACAGAAUCGUUAGAGAGAUUAGUAACGUUCGAUAAAGUGAUUUCUAAAGCUCAUAGAGAGUGCAUGGAGAUAGAAACUGACCUUAAACUCGUCCCAGAAUACUCCAACUUUCAGCAUUACUUAGCAUAUACAUACAAAGCUUCCAUUCCUGGUACUCACUGUUAUUGCAACCGCUGCCUCGGAUUUUUGGAAAUGGCGCACUGCAACGUUAUCAAGACCCGAAAUAUAUUGUACAGCAAGCUUGUUACUCUAGCUAAGAACAAUCUCCAAUAUCGCGAGAGAUAUUCGACAAUUUACCACCAACUCACGGGCUUCAGUGUUAAAUUUUCGGAUAUGCCUUUUGAUUUGCCAAUCAUAGAUAAUUCCUGCUACGAUUAUCAACUUCCCAGCCCUCUGGUUCUCGGAAUCUGCCACUUUCGUCGUCGCUAUGAAAAACUGGAGGCUUGCCAUGUCAAGAUUGUUCAGACGAAGAAUACUCUACGUCAACAAAUCGAUACCAUGAGGGUUAUGAAUAAAGAUUUACUUGAAAAAUGCGAUAAGCUGUUCGCAAUGAUGCAAAAGAAGCUUUCGGCCAAUUCAGAAACAUUCGAUGAGAACUACGAAUACGACCCCGAAGAUUCAUGCCCCUGUCGUCACAACUGCAGCGACUGCAAAGAGAUGAUGGAAGGACGAAGCAAGGCGCUCUACCGAGAAAGAUACGAAUUCAAUACUGAGUGCGAAACCACGAUGGAAGAAUACACGGAGCUGGAGGACAAAUACAAAGGCCUCGUCGCUCGUGUCACCAACUCUUCGCGAUUCCGAGUUUUCAGCGGCCCACACGAUGCCCAGGAGCAGUAUGAGGAUUACGUGUUUCUGAGAUCUGAAACAAAUGAAUCUAUCAUAGAACAAUACGGAGAUUCUCAAUCUUACCAAGACGCAGAUUCGGAUUCACCUCGCGAUCGUUGUGGUUCGUGUUCUCACUGUGCUUUGGAGUUGAAACUCAUCGAUACUGCCAAAGUCAACCGCAUUUUUCGUGAAUUAUUCAAAUUUAAGCAGCAAUAUAGGGAUUUGUUUGAGGAGUAUUCAAAUUUCCGAAAUAGAGUCAUAGGAGAUUAG